Radiomyces spectabilis is the source of this 3378-nucleotide messenger RNA. RefSeq names its product WD40-repeat-containing domain protein. The coding region runs from base 379 to 3309 and encodes 976 amino acids. Gene Ontology annotation, biological process: DNA-templated DNA replication; DNA repair; mitotic cell cycle. Gene Ontology annotation, cellular component: nuclear replication fork. Gene Ontology annotation, molecular function: protein binding; chromatin binding. The transcript has 16 exons. Lineage: Eukaryota; Fungi; Mucoromycota; Mucoromycetes; Mucorales; Radiomycetaceae. The record is from RefSeq and is a predicted model, not a curated record.
CCUCCUCCACCGGUCUAAAUAGGUCGUGACGUUCCAUUUCCAAAAGAUCUUUGUCGCUUUUUAGAGCUCUUUUGGCUCUGCAUGCUAAAAUGUGCUAUGUAUAUAAAGUGCAUAAAGGCUCAAUGUUUUAACGCUAUUGCUGUUUGCAAUCAAUAGGCCAGCGCAUAGAUCACAAUGUAGUCAAUUUCUUCAUAACAGAUAACACCACUGCCAAAAUAUGAUAUAUCAUUUUCAAUACUGCACCUAGUUAGUCAUGCUUAUCACAAAUUGCAGCCACUCAGCCAACAUUCAUCGGAUGAUGUGGUUGUUUGACAAGGUCUUUUUGUAUGUUUACUGCAUUAUCAGGACCAUGAAAAAGUAACCGCAUCGUUGCUCCGGAUGAUGGUUGUUCCAAAUAGGGAAAGUUGGUCACAUUUGAAUUUCAAAGAUCGCGUCGCGUCGCGCUCACGGAGCCACAAAAAAAAAAAGAACAGAUCCACUGCUGCAGCUUUUCCUUUUCGCUCAUCACCCGAUCGUCUGCUUUUCGUAUUCAUGGAUACACAGGAUCUACCUCAACGAUUCGCUCAUACAGAAGGCUUCACUACGGUUGCUUACACAUUCGACGGAAGUGAACUUAUUACGGCCGGUAAUGAUUCACUCGUUCGCAUUUUCAAAACUUCCCAUGCAGAACGGAAUUCCGAUGCUCUGGUGCUUGACAAGCAUUCAGAGGCAGUUCUUUGUAUCGCCGUCAACAAAGACAGCUUUGUGACGGCCGGAGCAGAUGGCAUUGUAGCCCUCUUUCACAGUAAUUCCAAAGAGUUUCAGAAAUACUUGGUUCGCAGCACCUCACCUGUACGCAGCAUAUCUUACAACCACAAUGGAUCCAAGAUGGCCAUUGCUACCGAUGAGGAUGUCAUUCGCGUUGUCUUGAUCCAUGAUAUUUCUCGUGUCGUGAACAUGAGAGGACAUACUCGCUUUGUAAAGAGCGUUGCUUUCGAUCCGUCCGGCGAUUAUUUGGUUUCUUCUGGCUGUGAAGGCGACGUGCGUGUGUGGGACGCCAACCCUAUCGACGGUGAACCGACCUGCUUACAAGUGUUGAAGAAUGUCACACGAGCCACCCUGUCCGAUUCUAAUCUGUUAAGCACCGUGGCUUGGCGGCCAGAUGGUGCCUAUUUUGCUGUGCCCGGCAAAAAUAAUGAUAUCUGUGUGUACCGAAGAACGUUGUGGACCUUGGCUUAUACAUUAGAGAAGGCCCAUGUGGAUGAUGUAAUUACAGUGGCAUGGUCCCCGAAUGGACGAUACCUCGCAUCCACGGCCAUGGAUAAUCAAGUGAUUAUAUGGGAUACUUCCAAAAAAUCGGUGGUGAAAAAAUUCACAAGCUCCAUCCAAGUAUCUGGAAUAUCAUGGCAUCCUACCGAGAAUGAAUUGGCAUUUACCGAUCUGUAUGGUCAAUUGACGGUAUGGGACCGCGUGAUUGAUAUCAGCGACAAUCAUCCGCAUCCCGCUCAUCGACGCCCACGUAUCACGGAAACCCAAUUAGAUAAAUUAUUCGAGGAGGAUGAAGACGAUAUUGCGAUGGAUAAUGGUCGAGCCGGAGAACGCGAAGCGGACGGAGAUGUGGAUAUGUCCUUGCUGGAUACCCUGGACGAUUUCGUGAGUGAUGAUGACGGCGCUGGAUACGCGGAAACCACUGACCAUGCUCAGCCACGUCCCCGACCCGCGGGUCGCUUACUUCACGAGCCGAGCUAUGCCAUCCAAAAGCCGCGAUCGUUCCAACCUAACGCUACGCCGUAUCCCAACAUGGAUGCUUCGGAUGCGACAAGACCUCGUGAGGGCGAACGUCGGUAUCUCGCAUUCAACCUGAUCGGUGUCAUUUAUACCAUUUUCCAAGGCUCGCAUUCCAUUGUAAACGUGGAAUUUCAUGAUCAGUCACAGAAUCGAAAUUUUCAUUUUACCGACUAUCAUCACUACAGUCUUGCCGCCGUAGGGGAAAAGGGCGCGGUGUUUGCAGUGGAAGGACACGAAAAACCGACUUCGGAACGUCGCAACCGAAAUGAAGAUGGUGAUGAGGACGACGACGAAGAGGAAGAGGAAGAGGAAGAGGAAGAAGCUCAAGGAGUGUCCUCUGCACUGUAUUUCCGACCACUGAAUCAUUGGGCCAACAAUGCCGAGUGGACUGUCCAUAUGCCGCUCGGCGAAGAUAUUCAAAAUGUGGCCAUCAACCGCGUUUCAGUCAUUGUGGUGACAACGGCAGGCUUGGUUCGCAUUUUCUCAUUGUCAGGCGUUCAAAUUCACUUGUUCCGCCUUGCAGAUGUGGUGACGGUCACUGCAGCCGCCGAUUUAGCCAUGUUCGUUUACGCUACAGGACCUUGUUUCAAAGGUCAUCAGUAUCUGAAAUUCAUGCUCAUGAAUACAGAUUCGUUGGAUAUUCUGCAAAAAGAUUCGCUCCCCAUUCCAGAAAAUACUGAAAUUACUUGGGCAGGAUUUUCAGAAACCACGCAACCGGCCUUUUUCGAUUCCAAAGGUGUACUUUCGGUCCUUCAUCGUCAGCGACGGCCGGGUCAAGCGGCUUGGAUUCCCAUUUUCGACGGUCCAGCCGCUGCCGCCGCCAAGGAUCGAAAGGAACGGUAUUGGCCCAUUGGCUUAUUACGAGAUCGAUUCAUGUGUCUUGUAUUAAGGGCACAACACGAGUAUCCCUCGUUUCCUCGACCUGCGGUGAGCGAAGUGGAACUGCGCAUGCCGACGGUUUCGUUUGAGAGUGAGGUCGGACAAUUGGAAGAACGAUACUUGCGUACCAACAUAAUGUCCCUGCAUGAGCGUGACGAAGCCGCGGCCACAAACACCGAAGAUGAAUUCUAUGUAGAAUUCAAUAAAGCCGACGUAGAAAUGGAUAAAGCUUUAUUGCAACUGAUUCAGCUUGCAUGCAAAGCCGAUAAGACGCAACGAGCUUUGGAUCUUGUGGCGACGCUUCACAUGACCCGAUCGAUUGAUGCGGCUAUCAAGAUUGCUUCUUUCCAUCGAUUAACGAGCUUGGCAGAAAAAAUCACGCGUGUCAAGGAAGACAAAUUUAUGGGGGGCGGCGAAACCGUCAGACGCGGUACGAGCUUGGCAGAAAGCCAAGAACCGUAUCAAAGAAUAUUCACCUCGUCUCAGCUGUCCAUGUCGAGUGAUUUGGCAUUUGUCGACCGCACACCGGAGCCCGGUCGUGCUAACCGCAAACGAGACAUGGUCGAACCGGAAGACGAAGAAAUGACCCAAUCGUCAGAUAUGCUUCUUUCUCCGCUACCGAAACGCACGCGGCCCGAAUACAGUUCGGCUAGUUCAUUUUAAAAGAGCGUUUUAUCAACUGCUCUCACUUGUACAUAGAUUUUUAAAAUAAACAACAUUUGGAAAAGGAAA